AUGGUGAGUGACUUUGUGCAUCAAUACGGGAAAGCCUUAGAUGCACGCUAUUUUAAGGAGAGAGAGAAGGAUGUGAGAACGAAGUCAACUAGAGCAGUUUUCAAAACAUGUUGGACAAUUGAAGAAGAGGUGGCAAAAGUGUAUACUAGGAAGUCUUUCGAAAUAUUUCAAGAUGAGUUAUUUAAUAGCCAACGAUACAAAGCUACCAAAGUUCAGAAAGAGGGUGAAAGUAAGAUGCAUAUCCUAUGUGUCAUUGCAAAAAAAUCAAAAUUAGAUGUGUUCCCUUCUCACUAUGUGGUAGAGAGAUGGACAAUCAAUGCUAAGAGUCGAGCAAUACUUGAAAUACCAGUUUUUGAGGGGCAUGUAAUGACACAAGAAGAUCCGGUAAUGCGAAAAAAUAAGUUGAUGAUGCAGUUUUAUGAUAUUGUAGAACUUGGCUCACAAUCAAGUUUUAGAAUGAACCACCUUUCUCUUGCCUUAGAGAAGGUACACAAGGAGUUGCUUUUGAUGGAAGAUGUUGGAGAAAUAAAUUUAGAAGCCGGAGAAAUGUCAUGUAAUGAUUCUCCUAUGUUAAGAUCACAAGUAAUCUCAAAUUUCUCACAAACUAUGCAAGAUCCUCAACGAGUGCCAACGAAAGGAAGACCGAAAUCUUUGAGAGCAAAGAACCCAAAAGAAACUCAAGCAGUGAAGAAAAGGCGUUGUAGCAUUUGCAAGAUUGAGGGCCAUACAAAGAACGGUUGCCCUUCGUUGGGGAAUCUUGGAAACAUAAAUGAAGAACUUGGCUCACAAAGGGUGGAUCUUGAAGAACAUGACUUAAAGAUCACAAGUGAUGGUGCUGUUGAAUUUUUGGGCUCAAUGAGAAUGGAUCUAUUUAUUUGA
Molecule: messenger RNA, 879 nt
Organism: Carya illinoinensis
Lineage: Eukaryota; Viridiplantae; Streptophyta; Magnoliopsida; Fagales; Juglandaceae
Exons: 4
Coding region: 1-879 (292 amino acids)
Molecular function (GO): nucleic acid binding; zinc ion binding
Source: RefSeq, a predicted model, not a curated record